Megalops cyprinoides (Indo-Pacific tarpon) is the source of this 2845-nucleotide messenger RNA. RefSeq names its product glycerol kinase-like. Bases 378 to 1979 code for a protein of 533 amino acids. The transcript is spliced from 19 exons. Gene Ontology annotation, biological process: glycerol metabolic process; glycerol-3-phosphate biosynthetic process; triglyceride metabolic process. Gene Ontology annotation, cellular component: mitochondrion. The record is from RefSeq and is a predicted model, not a curated record. Gene Ontology annotation, molecular function: glycerol kinase activity. NCBI's taxonomy places the organism in Eukaryota, Metazoa, Chordata, Actinopteri, Elopiformes, Megalopidae.
GCUGCAUAACUUGCUCUGCAUUCUUUAGGAUUUACUCAAAUCUGAAAAGCGGCGAGCAGGUCGUUCCACACAGUAUGACACCAACGCCCAUGGGUUUGGCCUGAAACCAAUGCAAAUGUGGCUGGAGUUAGGACUUCACCCCUGUGAACUCACUGACCCGCCUUUGUUUUGACGUGCCCCCAAAUUUUAUAGGUGGAUUCGAAGCCGACGCCCCUCGAUGACCUGUCAAGUCUAAAUAUGCUCCUCCCAAUCGUCAAUUUGAUGACGUCGCUAGGGUUGCGUUUGGUUACCGGUAUACAGUAUUCCUGCCGGGGAGCCGGGCAUCAGAAAUAUAAAUAUAGAGGCUGUCCAGACAGACACUCAAGUACGCAGCUUAGAUGAACGGCGGGAUGGCGGCAUCAUCGGACAGGAUAAUAAUGGGUCCCCUUGUCGGAGCCAUUGAUCAAGGCACAAGCUCUACGAGGUUCCUGGUUUUCAAUGCCAAAACAGCUGAACUACUGAGUCACCACCAGGUUGAAAUCAAGCAGAGUUUCCCCAAAGAAGGGUGGGUGGAGGAGGACCCCAAGGAGAUCCUGCAGUCUGUGUACGAGUGCAUGGAAAGAACCUGCGAGAAACUAACCCAGCUCAACAUCGACAUCUCCAACAUCAAAGCAAUUGGGGUGACCAACCAGAGAGAAACCACACUGGUGUGGGACAAGGAGACUGGAGAACCUCUGUACAAUGCCAUUGUUUGGCUGGACCUGCGCACCCAGUCCACAGUGGAGCGUCUGAUCAGUAAGACCCCCAAGAGGAACAAGAACCACCUGAAGCACAAGACAGGCCUGCCCAUCAGUACCUACUUCAGCGCGGUGAAACUGCGCUGGCUCAUGGACAACGUGGUGGAGGUGCACGAGGCGGUUCUGUCCCACCGGGCCAUGUUUGGCACUGUGGACUCCUGGCUCAUAUGGUGCCUGACGGGGGGGAAGAAUGGGGGGGUGCACUGUACAGACGUGACCAACGCCAGCCGCACCAUGCUCUUCAACAUUCACACCAUGGACUGGGACCCAGAGCUCUGCACAUAUUUCGAUAUCCCAAUGGAGAUCCUGCCAAAAGUGAGGAGCUCCUCGGAAAUCUAUGGUUUGAUGAAAUCCGGGUCUUUGACUGGAGUUCCCAUAUCUGGGUGUUUGGGGGACCAGUCGGCUGCUCUUGUUGGCCAGAUGUGCUUUCGGGACGGGCAGGCCAAAAACACGUAUGGAACCGGUUGCUUCCUGCUCAGAAACACUGGCUCAAAGCCGGUAAUGUCAGACCAUGGCCUGCUCACCACGGUGGCCUACAAGCUGGGCCGGGACAAGCCUGCCUGCUAUGCACUUGAGGGCUCAGUUGCCAUAGCUGGAGCGGUGGUUCGUUGGCUUAAGGACAAUCUGGGAAUUAUCCAGUCUUCCACUGAGAUUGAGAAACUGGCUGCCGCAGUGGGCACAUCGUAUGGCUGCUACUUUGUUCCGGCAUUCUCUGGCUUGUACGCCCCCUACUGGGAGCCUAGUGCUCGAGGAAUUAUCUGUGGUCUGACUCAGUUCACUAACAGGAAUCACUUGGCCUUCGCUGCGCUCGAGGCAGUCUGCUUCCAGACUAGAGAGAUCCUGGACGCGAUGAACCAGGACAGUGGGAUCCCUCUGAGCGAGCUGCAGGUGGAUGGAGGGAUGACCUCCAACAAGCUGCUGAUGCAGCUGCAGGCUGAUAUACUCUGCAUCCCUGUCGUGAAGCCCUCCAUGCCGGAGACCACGGCUCUUGGGGCGGCCAUGGCGGCGGGGGCUGCGGAGGGGGUCAGCGUGUGGAGUCUAGACCCCCUGGAUUUGACUGCAGUCACCUCUGAGAAAUUUGAACCACAAAUCAACCCUGAAGAGAGCGAGUUCCGCUACGCGCGCUGGAAGAAAGCCGUGCAGAAAGCCAUGAACUGGGAGACCACAGAGCCCAUCUCCAAUGGAAAUGGACACCAUAACUAGGCCCUGACCUACGCUGUGCUGCUGUGGAGGGGGUGGUCCUGUCUGCGCCUGCCCCCUGCUGGCUCAGCUUCACCUGAACAAACCACGUCAGCCCAAGAAGCAUUCCAAGUUCACCGUCCAUUGCCAAAACUCACCCGGUGCUGUCCUGUGGACCCAGCCCCCUGUGAAUUGCUGAGUGGGGGUGCCCAACCAAACGGCACACCAACCCAACUGAACCUUGUACUGAGCCAGUCGAAUCUCAGCCAAUCAGAUGAAAGAGACUGAGGCUGACAUUGGAGGGGGAGGAGUCUGAUAUCCUGCCGUGAUCAUUUUAUAUUUGAUGAUACUGACAGUUCUUCGAGGUUAGCGGGUUGUGUUACAGCUGAUCUGUGAGAAUAUAUAUGUAUUUCUUUUAGCUUUAGGUUGAUUUCUGGUUGCUUUUCAUUUUGAGUGAUCAUUUCAAUGAAUGACAAGCAAGAUGAAGUCUGGAUUUUAUCCUGUACAGAAUACCUUAUGUUUUUAAUCUUCCUUUAAACGGUGCUACCUGUUCAUUGGGAGCCACUGCCGACAUGUUACAUUCUUCAGCGAAACCGUCUCCGGUUUCUGACAUAGCUGUAAUGAAUGUGACGAACACACUGUGACAGCAUGAUCUCAUUGUGCAGUCUUUGCUGAUCGGAUAAACGGUAAUUGAGCGGUAUGACAUACCUCAGAAUUAAAUGUAAUUGCAGGCCUUUGCAGCACUUUAUAAUUUAUUCUGUUUAUUUGUGUUUGUAUGCAUUGCACAUGAGCUGUAUGGUGCCAUGGAAUUCUGUUCCUGAUGUAGUUUUAAUCAUGUUCUGCCUGAUGUGUUUUUAAAGUUUUUAUAGAUUUGGAGACAUGAAUUGGGG